AUGAGACUCACUCGAGCUAGACGUUAUGUGGAAUGCACGUUUGGAAUUCUAGCGAACAAGUGGAGAGUUUUUCAUACGCCUAUUUUAGUUGAACCUGAGUUUGCUACAUUGAUAGUAAAAGCAGCAUGUGUUAUUCACAAUUUUGUUCGUCGUCGAGAUGGUGUAGAAUAUGAAGAUACACUUCACUGUCCAUUUGAAUCUAUAAGUUCUGAGACUAACCUUGCAAGAGGAUCAACAAUUAGUGCAAGAGAUGUCCGAGUUUACUUCGCUACAUACUUUGAUAGCCCAAAAGGAAAAUUAGAUUGGCAGUACAAUGUAGUACACUAA
This is a messenger RNA of Macrosiphum euphorbiae (potato aphid), 327 nucleotides long. Lineage: Eukaryota; Metazoa; Arthropoda; Insecta; Hemiptera; Aphididae. The record is from the annotation of a GenBank genome assembly.